Antrostomus carolinensis (chuck-will's-widow) is the source of this 1239-nucleotide messenger RNA. RefSeq names its product solute carrier family 38 member 6 (gene SLC38A6). Gene Ontology annotation, biological process: amino acid transmembrane transport; L-glutamine transport. The coding region runs from base 31 to 1239 and encodes 402 amino acids. The record is from RefSeq and is a predicted model, not a curated record. NCBI's taxonomy places the organism in Eukaryota, Metazoa, Chordata, Aves, Caprimulgiformes, Caprimulgidae. Gene Ontology annotation, molecular function: L-glutamine transmembrane transporter activity. Gene Ontology annotation, cellular component: plasma membrane. The transcript is spliced from 15 exons.
UCUUCGUUUGGUUUCUCAGUGUUUAACUUGAUGAAUGCCAUCAUGGGAAGUGGGAUCCUUGGCUUGUCCUAUGCUAUGGCCAACACAGGGGUCAUGGGGUUUAGUAUUUUGCUGCUGAUUGUGGCUGGCCUUGCUUCUUACUCAGUAUUUCUUCUGCUCAGUAUGUGCACUCAGACUGCUGUCACUUCUUACGAAGACCUCGGCCUGUUUGCGUUUGGAUCAACUGGAAAGGUCCUUGUUGCAACUACAAUAAUUAUCCAGAAUAUUGGAGCUAUGUCAUCUUAUCUUUUAAUUGUUAAGUCUGAACUUCCUGGUGCUGUUGCGGGAUUCUUAAGUGGAGACGAGAGCGGGUCUUGGUACCUCGAUGGGAGACUGCUGCUACUGAUUACUUCAGUCUGCAUUGUUUUUCCUCUCGCACUUCUUCCUAAAAUUGGCUUUCUUGGCUACACAAGUAGUUUAUCAUUUUUCUUUAUGGUGUACUUUGCUCUUGUGGUUAUGAUAAAAAAAUGGUCAAUCCCGUGUCCUCUACCUCUAAAUAGUGCCAUAGAGAUUUUACAGGUUUCAAAUUCUACUGGGGAUUGUAAAGCAAAGCUCUUUCAUAUUUCAAAAGAGAGUGCUUAUGCAAUACCAACUAUGGCCUUCUCUUUUCUCUGCCAUACCUCAGUCUUACCCAUCUAUUGCGAGCUCCAAAGUCCAUCCAAAAGUAGAAUGCAGAAUGUAACUGUCACUGGAAUUGGUCUGAGUUCCCUCAUUUACUUUAUGUCUGCUCUGUUUGGGUACCUGACAUUUUAUGACAAAGUGGACUCUGAAUUGCUACAAGGUUACAGCAGGUACCUGCCACAUGAUACUGUCAUCAUGACUGUUAAAGUGGCCAUACUGUUUGCUGUGCUUUUGACAGUCCCUCUAAUCCAUUUCCCAGCAAGGAAAGCUGUAUUGAUGGUAUUUUUCUCUCAUCUUCCUGUGUCGUGGAUUUGCCAUAUCCUUGUCACUUUAACGCUGAAUACAAUUGUUGUUCUGUUUGCAAUGUACGUGCCAGACAUUAAAAACGUGUUUGGAGUAGUUGGUUCAACCACAUCAACAUGUUUGCUUUUUGUAUAUCCUGGACUAUUUUAUCUUAAACUUAGCAGAGAGGACUUUUUAUCACCACAGAAACUUGGGGCGUGUGCAUUGGUUGUUUUUGGCAUUUGUGUUGGCCUUCUCAGUUUAGUUCUAAUAAUUUUCAAUUGGAUUGAUCAAUAA